GCGCUCUCUCCCGUCCGGCCGCUGUGUUUACAUGUGAGCAGAGUUACAUCAGCAACAAUGGGCGAUAAACUGAACGACCUCGCUGGACGCUUCGGCAAAGGACCCCGCGGUUUGGGUCUGGGUCUCAAGCUCUUGGCAACGGCAGGAGCGGCGGCGUAUGGCAUCUCUCAGUCCAUGUACACGGUUGAGGGUGGUCACAGAGCCAUCAUCUUCAGCCGUAUUGGAGGAGUGCAGCCAGAUAUUUACACUGAAGGGUUGCACUUCAGGGUUCCAUGGUUCCAGUACCCUGUAAUCUAUGACAUCAGGGCUCGACCUAGAAAGAUUAGCUCACCCACAGGUAGCAAAGACUUGCAGAUGGUGAACAUUUCCCUUAGGGUCUUGUCACGCCCUGUAGGGUCUGCCAUCCCAAAUAUCCACCAGUCCUUAGGGCCAGACUUCGAUGAGAAGGUGCUUCCAUCUAUUUGCAAUGAAGUCCUCAAAUCAGUUGUAGCAAAAUUUAAUGCUGCCCAAUUAAUCACAAUGAGACAGCAAGUCUCUUUGAUGAUCCGACGUGAUUUGACUCAGAGAGCAGAAGACUUCAACAUAAUCCUCGAUGACGUUUCCAUUACUGAGCUCAGCUUUGGCAGAGAAUACACCAGUGCUGUUGAAGCCAAACAGGUGGCCCAGCAAGAGGCCCAGCGAGCCUCUUUCAUUGUCGAGAGAGCGAGACAGGAGAGGCAGCAGAAGAUUGUGCAAGCUGAGGGUGAAGCUGAAGCUGCCAAAUUGAUUGGUAAUGCCAUUGGGUUGAAUCCAGGUUACCUGAAGCUUCGAAAGAUCAAGGCUGCUGCUAGCAUCGGCAAGACAAUUUCUCAGGCACAAAACAGAGUGUAUCUUGGUGCUGACACACUGAUGCUCAACCUGAAUGACAAGGAGUUUGAUGCCAGCGCACACCGUGUGACCAAUAAGUAAAACAGAUGUUUAGCCAAGAAAUAUGAAAGUUAAUGGGCAGUAGAGCAACUACAGUGUAUUGAAGACUUUUUGUCAGCCAUGCUAUAAUUUGAAUUAAUUUCUCCUUUUAUGAUUUUUUUUUAUAGAAAAGCUCAUCAGUAUGUACCCCAGUGCUUUGAUUUGCAGAUACAUGUUUUUCCUCUUCUCUCACCUAGGUGUUAGAAGGUUAGACAACCAUACUGGUUUACUUGCCUUCAGUGGAUAUGUAUGGAAGGAUUUAAGUUUUGUUAGUUUAUAGUAAUAAACCUUGUUUUGUACAUGAAAAGUUGAGAGAUUCGUGGAUAUUUUCAGACAAAUGUACAUAUGUUAUGAAUUCAUUUGUCAAAGAUGUAUAUAGAUAGAAACAAAUAUGGGCAUCCACUUUUUUGCAAAUAAAUGUAUAGGGAAAGUU
Messenger RNA from Penaeus indicus, 1378 nucleotides. RefSeq names its product prohibitin-2-like (gene Phb2). The transcript is spliced from 8 exons. The record is from RefSeq and is a predicted model, not a curated record. Gene Ontology annotation, biological process: mitochondrion organization. NCBI's taxonomy places the organism in Eukaryota, Metazoa, Arthropoda, Malacostraca, Decapoda, Penaeidae. Gene Ontology annotation, cellular component: membrane; mitochondrion. Bases 58 to 948 code for a protein of 296 amino acids.